AUGCUUGCAUCGACACCGUAUCUGGAACAGCUUUUACAAUCAGCCAGAGAGGAGCAAGGGGAAUCCUGUGAAGACAUCUUGAAAAGUUGGGACAGUGAUAUGUCUACUUUACUUCUGCUGUUGCACAUCCUGUCACCUCAACCAGCUGGGAGAAAGAGGACUACUAAGAUCAGUGCACGUCAAGCCGUGGAUCACCUCAUUCUUCGAGACUUCAGCCUUCUCUUUGGACCUGAAACGUCUGCUAGACUUCUAGAAAGGUGGCCAUCAUACAAACCGAAGUUGAUAAAGGAGGCAUCAAUGCUUGCAUCGACACCGUAUCUGGAACAGCUUUUACAAUCAGCCAGAGAUGAGCAAGGGGAAUCCUGUGAAGACAUCUUGAAAAGUUGGGACAGUGAUAUGUCUACUUUACUUCUGCUGUUGCACAUCCUGUCACCUCAACCAGCUGGGAGAAAGAGGACUACUAAGAUCAGUGCACGUCAAGCCGUGGAUCACCUCGUAGAUUUUCAUAAGUCAUGCCGGAGUCUUGAAGAGCACUUGGAUGCAGAUGAACGUCGGCAGCCGUAUCUUCUUGCAUCAGGAACCAGCAGACGAGCUAUCAGCAACUACUACAUCGUCAUGGAUAAAAAGCUCAUCUUGUGCCAGGGAACCACAUCACUUGCAGCGUUUGAUGAGCUUUUCAAGGUCCACUUCGUUUUCAGUUUAAAUUAUGAUGAAGCACUUUGCAGCAUGUAUACCUUCAUCCAGACCGCUGUCUUUGGUAUUGAUGUGGGAAUCACCAAAGCAACACCGAAAGUUAAGGAUUUGCGAGCCAAGUUGCUGAAUGAUGUAUAG
Sinocyclocheilus rhinocerous is the source of this 831-nucleotide messenger RNA. RefSeq lists its product as uncharacterized. Lineage: Eukaryota; Metazoa; Chordata; Actinopteri; Cypriniformes; Cyprinidae. The transcript has 5 exons. Bases 1 to 831 code for a protein of 276 amino acids. The record is from RefSeq and is a predicted model, not a curated record.